CGCGGAGCCACCGAGCGGAGCCGAGCGCGGGUGCCCUGAAAGCAGCUGGAAGUGAUCUCCCACACGGAUCAGAAGGAGGAACUGUGGUUCUCCCACCUCCGCGCCUGCAGAGGGAUGUCCGAGAGCAGCACUUGUGCAGCUGAAGAUGGGAUUGUGAGCAAAAAAGAGAAGAAUCCCCACCAAGGCAUCCCUGGGCCAGCAGAGCUGGAGGUUUCUCUCUCAGGUCUCUCCCAGGAGAACAAUUCCCAGAGCCCUGCACAGGACCCAGUCGUCCCACAGAGGUCAGGAAGGGUUCAGAGGCCUCUGAAGAAGAGGCAAAGCCGAGUGAUGCUGCGUGGGGAAAGUUUCAGGAAGCUGCCAGAUGUUAUGCAGCAGAGAAAUUCCUCUGUGGGGAGGCUGAUGAUAUGUGGGGACUGCGGGAAGAGCUACCGUGUGAGUUCCAACCUCAUCCGGCACCGGAGGAUCCACACUGGAGAGAAACCCUUCCCGUGCACCGAGUGUGGGGAGCGUUUCCAACAGCGCUCCCGUCUGAUCCGGCACCAGAGGAUGCACUCGCGGGAGCGGCCCUACGAGUGCUCCGAGUGCGGCAAGAGCUUCAGCGUCAGCUCCAAGCUGCUCCGCCACCAGGUCACCCACCCCGGGGAGAGGUUCUGCGGGAACUCCCAGCUGGUGCAGCACCGGGGAGAGGCCCUACACGUGCGGCAGCUGCGGGGGGAGCUUCAGCGUCGGCUCGGCCCUGGCGCGGCACCGGCGCGUCCACAGCGGGGAGCGGCCCUACGGCUGUACCGACUGCGGCACGGGCUUCGCCGUGAGCUCCGCGCUCCUGCGGCACCGGCACCUCCUAGGCUCGGAUCCCCGCCGUCCCGGUGUCUCCGUUCUCUCCACUGACUGCCUGCUCACGGAGCAGGGAGGCUCUUUGUUUGAUGAGAACGAGUCCUAAAGGAGAGAGGUGCAAAUGGAGCGGGGACACGGCUGGGGCAGGUGGUUGUGUUCGGAGGGAAAGCUCUUGGGAGAGAAAGGACGUGCUUUGAAAAAGCUGGAAUGUGCUUCGUGUAUUUCAGAGGAAGGUAAAUGACUCUGUGCCCACGUGUGGACAAAUAAUAGACUGAAGCACAUGGACCACCUUAGAGCCUGCAACACUCGCUCAACAAAAGCUCCCGCUCUGUGUCCAGAGGCGCUGAGCUCCCUCACGCAGCCCAGGGGCUGGAGCCGCAGCCCACAGAAGCCCACGGCCUGGUGCCCUGGGCCCCGUGCGCUGGCUAUCGGUGUGUGCCCGCGGCCCUGCAGGGGCUGUGGGAUGGCAGCUGCGCUGGCUGCCGUUGCUGCAGCCGCCAAUAAAGCCGCCGGUACCGCAGCGCUGCCGCCAUGUUCCCUUCCCGGUCGCCCUUUCCGGUUGCUGAGGCGUGGCGUCGCUUGCGCAUGCGCGCAUUUGCUCUCCUGCCGCCCUCCAGGGGUGGGGCCUUGGGCGGGGCCGGCCAGACUGAUCCCAGCAGUGACCACAAUGCCAUCAGCCCAGGAGAGCCCAGAGGGGGGAGAGGAGGACAUUUUGCACUAUGAGGAAAUCGAAGAUGAUGCUGUCAGCCCCAUGGACCUCUCGGAGCUGCUGAAGGAGGGGACGAAGGAAUCGCACGACCGCGCCGAGAACACCCAGUUUGUCAAGGACUUCCUCAAGGGCCGCAUCAAGAAGGAGCUCUUCAAGCUGGCCACCGUGGCCCUUUACUUCACCUACUCUGCUCUGGAAGAGGAGAUGGAUCACAACAAGGACAACCCCCUCUUUGCUCCUCUCUAUUUCCCUGUGGAGCUCCACCGGAGAGAAGCUUUGGCCAAAGACCUCAAGUAUUUUUAUGGGGAAGACUGGAAAGAAAAGAUCCAGUGUUCAGAGGCAACUCAGCAAUAUGUGGACAGAAUCCAUCAUGUGGGACAACACGAGCCAGAGCUGCUGGUGGCUCACGCUUACACACGCUACAUGGGGGACCUCUCAGGUGGCCAGGUGCUGAAGAAGGUAGCCCAGAGGGCCCUGAAGUUGCCCAGUACUGAGGAAGGGAUCCAAUUCUACGUGUUUGACAACAUUUCCAACGCACAGCAGUUCAAGCAGCUUUACAGAGCAAGAAUGAAUGCUCUGGACUUGGACAAGAACACCAAGGAAAGGAUCGUGGAAGAGGCCAACAAAGCCUUCAGAUUUAACAUGCAGGUGUUUGAUGAGCUGGACAAGAUCGGCAGGUCGCUGGGAGAAGAAGCCCAAGAUGGAGGCGUUCCAGUCCACGAUGGAAAGGGAGACAUCCGCAAAUGCCCGUACUAUGCAGACAAACUGGGCACAGCAAGCCCCAGCUGCCCCUUCCACGCUGCUGUGGGCCUGGCCAGGCAGCCCCUGGUGCAGCUGGUGCUGGCAGCCUGCAUGGCCGUGGCAGCGGGAGCUGCAGCCUGGUACAUCCUGUGAUGGGCACUGUCAGGUGUGGCUGUCCUGGGGGCGAGGGCAGAGAUGUGCCCUGCCUGCUUUCUGACCCUUCCCUUGCUGCUGGUGAGUUGGCUGCAGAGUGGAGUAAGGAAAUAAACAGGAAUCCUGUGGGACUGUCCAAACCUCCUUGCACACUGCUGUAACACCUCUUUAGCUGAAUAUUGCACAGGACUGGUCAGUGCCAGGGGGUGAGGACUCCACUGCAGCACUGCCCUGCCCAGGCUGGGCUUUUUAAGGCUAGAGAUGUCCUGUCCUGUCCUGGCAAAGGCUUCACAUGCUUGGCUUUUCAUCUCCAUCCCUGAAGCAGUGUCUGGAGGGGGUUUCCUGCCCUGGGUUGCAUCUGCAGAAUGUGUCAUCAGCCUUUCAACAACGAGCACUUGCUUUCCUACCCUGAGAAGCUGAGGCUGUGCCAUGGGGCUGUUAGCUCAGAGGAGUGUCCUGUUUGGUGCAAUGUCUGAGGAACCAAGUCUGGUUCCUGUUAGAGGGAGCUCCCUGGGGAUGGGGGCAGGACCACGGUGGGGUAUGGAGGUGACAGAUCUGUGUUGUGCAACUUUGGGGUUGUUGAGGGUUGGUUGUUGGUUAUUUCUCCUGAAACCUUGACUGGAAUAAAAAGUUGUAAUGCUGUA
Molecule: messenger RNA, 3081 nt
Organism: Camarhynchus parvulus
Lineage: Eukaryota; Metazoa; Chordata; Aves; Passeriformes; Thraupidae
Gene: HMOX2
Product: heme oxygenase 2
Exons: 8
Coding region: 1115-2437 (440 amino acids)
Biological process (GO): heme oxidation; response to oxidative stress; heme catabolic process
Molecular function (GO): heme binding; heme oxygenase (decyclizing) activity
Source: RefSeq, a predicted model, not a curated record